Molecule: messenger RNA, 924 nt
Organism: Helianthus annuus (common sunflower)
Lineage: Eukaryota; Viridiplantae; Streptophyta; Magnoliopsida; Asterales; Asteraceae
Product: G-box-binding factor-like
Exons: 3
Coding region: 1-924 (307 amino acids)
Source: RefSeq, a predicted model, not a curated record
AUGGGAGGGCCUUCAAACCAUGUUUCCAAGGUGAACUUCGCGCAAGUCGCACCGCCUUCACCACCACAUAUGGGUUUUGAUAACCCAAUACCUUCUUACGCCGGUGCAGCGGCGUAUAACCCUUUUGAGCAGCCAGGCCAUUCAGGCUAUAACUACUACAAUACCCCCGAUGUUGACCCAUACCUUGUGGCAGCAAACUACAAUGCUCUUCAUCCUGAAGGGCCCUACGGAGCCCCAUAUCAGACUGGUUACCCGGCUUAUGGGUACCAAUACCCGCCACCUCCUCAGGCUCUGCAGCAGCAGCAACCGCAGCCACCUCAAAUCCAGCCACUACAGCAGCAGGAGAUCCUACAAAGGUUGAGUCAGGUGGAGCAGGAGGUUCAAGAAGAGCGUAGAAGCCACCGGGGAUUUCUUAAGGGUUUGCAGUCAAGCUACAUGGCAGAAUCUGAGGAAGUCAACAGUCACCCUAUAGAAAAUCAUGAUACUACUAGGAUCAAUAUAACUGGGGAGGAACUUCGAGCAUUGAUUGAUAAUGCUGUUGCUAAAGCCAUGGAUAGGCAACUUAGGGAAUCAAGUGGUACACAUAGCAAGACCUUAUCAGUACCCCAUUCCAAGUCACACCCUAAGACUCAUUCUGAGGCUCAUAGCAAGCCACCUUCUAAACAUCAUGAGUCAAAGAAGGAUGAUGCUCAACACUCCUCAAAGCAGCAUAGUGUUCCACCUAAGAAGAUUGCAUACCUUACAAGUUUUAAUACCAUGUCUCGAUUGGUUCCAUACUUGGUGACACCGGAACCAAAACGUCUAGCCCGUUUCAUUGGGGGUUUAGCCCCGGAGAUCAAAGCCAGUGUGAAGGCAUCCAGACCUACUACCUUUAGAUUUGUAGCUGAUUUGUCAUUAUCUCUUACCCUUGAUGCGGUCAGGUAG